AUGCCCGGCACCGGCACCGGCAGUGUCACGGGCGCGCUACGGCUCGCAGCGCACACCACCAUGCUCUACUGCACUGCGGCUCUGCGCGGCGCCGUGGUGAAGCGAUCGCAGCGGCGCAGAGGAGCACUGAGCACGUUCCUGCCGCACGGCCGCCUCUGCGCGCCCCGGCGCAAGCACACCACACUGCCCCCGAAAGCGACCGUCCCGUGCCUCCCCCCAACCGCCUGCGGCCCCAUCCGUCAAUCCGCGCGCAUCCGACGGCACAACUCAGCCCGGGCCCCCGCGCUCGCGGAGAGCCUCGGCGUCGUAAACCGCGCGCACCGCACCGCGCCCCUCCCCUCCCUCCCCGCGGCUUUGAAAAGCCUUUCUCGGGCUCCCCCGCGCGCUCCCGACUGCGCCUGCGUGCUCUCGCUCUGCGUCCACGGGCCGGGCAUGGACGCCGCCGCCACCCUACUCCUCCUGCUCCGCCUCGCCAUCGUCGCGGCCGUUCUGGCCGCAUCCGCGGGCGCGGCGCCGCUGGACCCGCAGCAGCUGCUUGCGCUGCGGGCGCUCGGCCUCCGCGCGCACCAGCGCGCGGACCCCUGCGGCGCCGCUGGCGCCGCGGCGGGCGCGGUGAACGCGUCCUGCGACGCGGGGGCGCCGUUCCGGCGCGUCACGUCGCUCGCCCUCACCAACUGCUCCGGCACCACCUCCGUCUCGGCCGCGGCGCUCGAGGCGCUCGCGCCGUCCCUCCGCGCGCUGGCGUUCGCCGACUGCCCGGCCGCGCCGCCCCGGGCGCUCCCGCCGGAGCAGCUGGCGUCCGGGCUCCGGGCCUUCUCCUGCACCGCCUCGCUCCGCCGCCUCUCCGCCGUGUGGCUCUCCCACCUCGCCAACCUCACCGAGCUCACCGUCGCGGACACACCCCUCGCGACGGGCUCACCCACCGAGCUCGCCGUCGUCGUCUCCCACAUGGAGCAUCUCAACCGCCUCACCAUCUCCAACGCCAACCUCUCCGGCUUCCUCCCGCACCACUGGCACUGCCCCAACCUCACCCACCUCGACCUCUCCGGCAACCGCAUCACCGGCGCCAUCCCGGACACCCUCACGCUACUCGCCGGCAUCACCCACCUCAACCUCAGCUCCAACGUCCUCAACGGGCCGAUCCCCAACUCCAUCGGCGACCUCAUUUCGCUCACCACCCUGGACCUGUCCAACAACACCCUUUCCGGCGGCAUCCCGGACACCGUCUCCACGCUGCCGGAGCUGGAGGUGCUCAACCUGGGCUCGAACCGCCUCAACGGGAGCAUCCCACUGUUCCUGGCCGAGAUGCGGGGGCUCCGGGAGCUCAACCUCGAGAACAACGACUUCGACGGCAUGGUGCCCUUCAGCGCCAAGUUCCUGUCGCGGCUGCGCGUGUUCAGGGCCGCCGGGAACGGCAAGCUGUGCUACAACCGGUCCGUGCUGUCCGCCGAGGUCGCCGUGGGCGUGGCGCCGUGCGACAAGUACGGGUUCCCGGUGCUGCCGCCCCCGGCCACGGCGCGGUCGGAGCGCAGCGCGGACUACGACGACGGCGGCGGGGACGGGGAGCCGUACGCCGGCGCCGACACGAGGGGCGGGCCCAGCGCGGCGGUGCUCGGGGUGGCCAUCGGGCUGUCCUGCCUCGCUUUCCUUGUCAUCUUGCUCGUCUGCCUCUGCAAGGUGUGCCGCUGAGUGAUGCGCGCGUUGCGCGGCGCCCGCCCGUGUCGCGCGCGAUUCCGCAGCCGUGUCUUUUGCUGAAGUGGGUUACCCGGCUCUGCUGUUGGCUGUUGCGCAUCGUGCCGUGAAAAUGUAUGGACUACGGUAGCUUAGGAUCAAUUGAUUCUUAAUUUAUUCUGUAUUUUUGGCGCUGUUCUUGGCUCUUGGUCGGGUUUAAGACCUCGAAUAAGGAGCAAAGAAUGGCUGUAUAAAAACGAACAUCUUUUGGUUGGAGGUUGGGGGCACUAGCAAGAGCAGUAAGUUUGUGGUUUUCCA
This is a messenger RNA of Setaria italica (foxtail millet), 1989 nucleotides long. Its product is annotated as receptor-like protein 51. Gene Ontology annotation, molecular function: protein binding. The transcript is spliced from 2 exons. The record is from RefSeq and is a predicted model, not a curated record. Bases 1 to 1689 code for a protein of 562 amino acids. Lineage: Eukaryota; Viridiplantae; Streptophyta; Magnoliopsida; Poales; Poaceae.